UGGCCGCGGACCGGGAUUAUGAGGAGGAGGAAGUGUUGGUUUGACAGUUCCCUCUUCCUCCUCUCGAGUAAUGAAUGAAGAGACCUCCGAGCCACCGGCGGCCAUGCACUGAGAGAGCGGCGAGCCGGUGUCCUGCGUGGUCCCGAACAUGUCCUUUUUUAGGCGAAAAGGUAAAGCCAAAGGUGAAAGAGAGAAAAUACCAGAGACACAAACUAAUAAAGUCCCAGCUCCCAUUCCUGUUACAACCCCAUCCCCGAGCAAGAAACAUGCACUUUUGGAAGCUGCGGGACCAAGCAACGUGGCCAUCAACGUCAUCUCUGCCAACAUGGACUCAUUUGCACGUGGCAGAACUGCAGUUCUCAAACAACAACCAAUUCGCAUGGAAGCUGCCCACUUUGGAGACUUGGGUCACUCUUCCCUGAACUACAAAACCGACGAGGCUAACUCCAGACUUUCAAAGACCCUUGACCAGGUCUUGCAGGACAACAUUGCCCGUCCAUAUAUCAUCCAGUGUAUGGAGAUGCAAGGAGUUGGACAUAUAGUUAAAUUCUGGUUGGAAGCAGAGAGUUUCCGCGCUACAAGCUGGUCACGCAUCAGAGCCCACAGCCUCAACGUAGUAAAACAUAGUUCUUUAGCAGAGCCUGCCUCUCCUUCAAACAGACGUCGUAAUGUUGAUGGGGCAGUAUUGCUCGACUCCAGCACUUCACUUGACCCAGAGACAAAGGGUGAUCUGCUCCCCAGCAGUGGACAACUUAGCGUCGCCAAUCCCACAAGCUUGGACUGCAUAGAUAGAACUAAAGCACCUGCGAACCACUCCUUAAACCAGAGUGGCAAUGACCUGAAUCUCUUGCACAUUGGGACAUCGCAAGCAAUAACUAUUCAGGCAGAGGAUGCAAGUCGAGUAUCGAUCAAAUCUACAUCCAUGGAAUAUCCACACUCAACAGACCUUAAAGGACUUUCAGACAGACUAAUGAAGAGUAUAGAACGUGAUGCAGUGAAAAUAUUUACGAAAUACAUUUCACCGGAUGCUACCAGGCCAAUUCCUAUAAUAGAAGCAAUGAGGAAUGACAUAGUAGCUAAGAUAUGUGGAGAAGAUGGACAAGUAGAUCCGAACUGUUUUGUUUCCGCACAAGCUGUGAUGUAUAUUAUGAUGGACAAAGAGCACUUUACAGAGUUUUUACGAAGUCACCAUUUUUGUAAAUAUCAAAUUGAAGUGUUGACGAGUGGCACUGUUUACCUGGCUGAUAUUCUUUUUAACGAGUCAGCACUGUUCUAUUUCUCAGAGUACAUGGAGAAAGAAGAAGCUAUAAACAUCCUGCAGUUUUGGUUAGCUGCGGACAAUUUCCAAGCUCACCUUGCUUCCAAAAGCGGGCAGUAUGAUGGUCUAGAAGCACAGACUGACGCCAUGAUUUUGUAUGACAAGUACUUUUCUUUGCAAGCGACGCACCCUUUAGGAUUUGAUGAUUUUGUCCGAAUGGCAAUAGAGUCAAAUAUCUGCAGAGAGGGAGGACCCCUUCCUGACUGCUUUACCACUCCAUUAAGGCAAGCCUGGACAACAAUGGAAAAAGUUUACUUACCUGGUUUCUUGUCUUGUAAUUUGUACUACAAAUACUUGAACGAUCUCAUCCAUUCAGUGCGAAACAACGAAUUUACAAAAGCCUAUACUUCACUUCCUGGUCAAGGACCAAAUAGCCCUCACGAACAAGAGCCGAGCAUGGGCGCCACUGAUGGCAGUGUGCCACAGCAUGGUGUCAGAAAGGCGGCAGUAAAAAUCUUAAAGAACUUUGAUGAAGCAAUAGUGGUGGAUGCUGCCAGCUUAGAGCCGGAAUCUUUAUACCACCGGACUUUCGCAGGGCGUAUGACAUUUGGAAAGAUAAAUGAACUUGGCCAGUUUAUAAGAGAGUCUGAACCGGAGCCAGAUGUCAAAAAAUCCAAAGGUUCCAUGUUCUCACAAGCUAUGAAGAAAUGGGUACAAGGAAGCACUGAUGAGGCCCAAGAAGAGAUGGCAUGGAAGAUUGCCAAGAUGAUUGUCAAUGAAGUCAUACAACAAGCACAAAGCGAGCCCCUCCUUGUCAAGUCCACAAAGUGGACAAGAAUAUAAAGAAAACAUUUGUGUCUCGGCUAUGACAAGUGAGCGGAAGACCUGGUUGCUGCAAUUCUCCUGUUCAAGUGGCUCCACUCCACACCCAGCCACGGACUCCUUCCUGCUCACACACAGCCCUGACACAAAGCCGUCAUCUACACAGUGUGACUGACGUUACUCCAUUGCUUGUCAGUAGAAGACUGUGCAUUCCAGGACCUCCAGGACACGUUUCAAUGACCAGUCGGGGAUCUAUGAAGGGUUUUCUCAUGAAGUUUCUGCACUGAAAGGAUUUUAAAAGUGCUCUUCAAAUCUGGGUUCUGGCUGUUUGGUUUUAGUACUUUUGAAGUGACUAUUAUAUCAGAGCGGUGAUGUGCUCUAAACACCACUCCUCCAUUGGUUUGUUGCUGUCUGUUUUAUUGUCAGGCCCUUAGAUAAUUUCAAUAUUUUUGUUCAAAAGAUGUGACACAGGGUGGAAAAAAAAUCUAUAUAUAAUAUGAUUUUUGUCAAAGUUUGGAAAUCUUGUGUUUCUGUAUAAUAUUUGAUAAGUGGCCAUUAGUUCCUCAGAUGCUACCUAAUUGUGUUGGGGUUGAGGAUCAUCACAGAAACAAGCAAAUUAAGGCUGUGUCUAGGUUUUUGGUACUAUGUACCAUUUCUAUGUUUUCAGAUGCAUAAGUAUUCCUGUACUUAAUCUAAAAUCAUACCUAUUUAAUUGUGUUUGAUUUAAAAUACAUAUAUUAUUGAG
This is a messenger RNA of Leucoraja erinaceus (little skate), 2825 nucleotides long. RefSeq names its product A kinase (PRKA) anchor protein 10 (gene akap10). Bases 149 to 2101 code for a protein of 650 amino acids. Lineage: Eukaryota; Metazoa; Chordata; Chondrichthyes; Rajiformes; Rajidae. The record is from RefSeq and is a predicted model, not a curated record. Gene Ontology annotation, biological process: intracellular protein localization. The transcript has 16 exons. Gene Ontology annotation, cellular component: plasma membrane. Gene Ontology annotation, molecular function: protein kinase A binding.